UAUGAGUAAAAUCUAAAACCGUUACUGACAUGGCAGAUGCGUUACCCUUCUCCAAAUUUAAUACUAUAAAUCAGAGACUCUCAGUGACUCACUUUCACCUUCGAGUUUUGACGGAGAGGUUCACCCGCCAAACUUGCUCAAUUUCGAAGACUCCAUUGAUUUACUGAUCAAGAAUUCGAAGUCGGAGACAGUUCGUGGAGAUUUCUAGGGUUCCAACUAUACUUACGGGACGACUCCUGUUGUUAAUCGAAAGCCCUAGCGGUAGAAGCUCAAUUUCGAACAUCGAUGGGGCGUUCUCGUGGAGGUCACAAUUCUGCAGACGACGAUCCUACCCAAAGAUCAAAGAGAAAGAGGGCUCCUUCAAGUGGUGAAAAUUUAGAAUCUGCAGCUUCAGCUCAGGGAUCAAAUGAAGGGAAAAGGGCUUUAUACCACUGCAAUAAUUGCAAUAAAGAUAUUUCUGGGAAGAUUCGCAUCAAGUGUGUCAAAUGUCCUGAUUUUGACUUAUGUGUGGAGUGCUUUUCCGUUGGAUCUGAGGUUACACCUCACAGGAGCAAUCAUCCUUACAGGGUUAUGGUUAGUCAAACCACUCAUAGAAUACUCUGCUAAGGCCUUGCUUUCUUGGAAAUUUCCAUAUUCUUCUUGCAUGGUUCAUUGAGCAGUUAUUUACCAUUUCUAUUAUUGCAUGAGCUUGGAUCAAAA
Messenger RNA from Macadamia integrifolia, 699 nucleotides. RefSeq names its product transcriptional adapter ADA2-like. Gene Ontology annotation, biological process: regulation of transcription by RNA polymerase II; chromatin remodeling. The record is from RefSeq and is a predicted model, not a curated record. The transcript has 3 exons. Gene Ontology annotation, cellular component: nucleus. Lineage: Eukaryota; Viridiplantae; Streptophyta; Magnoliopsida; Proteales; Proteaceae. Bases 286 to 606 code for a protein of 106 amino acids. Gene Ontology annotation, molecular function: chromatin binding; transcription coactivator activity; zinc ion binding.